UUUUUUCUCACUACCAUAGUCAAAUAGUCUUUUCACCAAUGUCAGCUAAAGCAAAGAAAUCCUUGGCUGAGCAACUCGCAGAUCUAGACACCACUGCUCCAGCAGAUUUCGACCCGGAACAGUUUGACGAUACUUUCCAAGACCAAGCUGGAGAAGACGACGAAGGUGACUUUAGUGAAGAAGAUACCAAUGCUCGAGGUCACUAUGUCGCUGUUGGCAAGAGUGCUUUGCGCAAGUCGCAAUUUUUAAUGGAGGAUCCAAAGUAUGGCGGAAAGCGAAGCAAUCGUAACGCUAUCUUCAAUGAAGAAGACGAUCAAGAGAUUUCUGAGGAUGAAGUCGAUCUCGAUGAGGAAAGCGAAGACGACGAAGAAAUUGAUUCUGAUGCUGGCGACGCUGAAGGUCAGCAAAGCAGUGAUGACGAUCAAGUGGAUGGAGAGGAGUCCGAAGAGGGCGACUUUGAACAGACCGAUUCGGAAGAUGACGAAGUUACCAAUCCCAUCGAGAACGAUGCUGAAGUCCAAGAAGAGUUGAAGAGAUUGCGUGAAGAGGAAAAGAAAAUGCUGUCAAACAUGUCAAAAUCUGCCAAAUCUGACGUAGAGAAAGGUCAGCAUGUCAAGCAGCAGUUGAACCUCUGGGAUGGUUUCCUUGAUACCCGUAUUCGCAUGCAAAAGGCCAUGAACAUUACCAAUCAGCUUCCUCAGUAUGAUGUGUGGCCAGAUUUUCUUAUGAAUGACACCGAUGCCAUUCCACAUAUUGAAGCAUCGAAAUCAAAGCUACGAACAUUAAUAGAUUCUGUUAUGGAUUUGAGAAUCGACUUAAUUAGAGACAACAAUGAUUCCAUUAUCAUACCAAAAGAUGCUGCUCAAUCCCGAAAGCGACAUCUCGACGACGACGACGAGUAUGUUGAUAAAUUAUGGGAGGACAUGUCACAAUUGAAUGAACUCUUCACACCCUAUCGCAAUGCCACCGUUGAAAAGUGGGGUAGCAAGGUCCAAAUUGCUUCUGGUAUUCCUUUGAAUAAGAAAUUCAAAGCUUUUGAUCAAAGCAUCAUGACGCAAGUAAACUCUAUAUUGGGAGAUGGUGAUAGACUGGUGAAGCGAACACAAUUAAGACGAACGGAAAAUCGACCACUUGGAAAGGAACAACCUGAAGUCGACGAAGCAAAGGAGGUUGAAGUGGAUGGACAUCUUGCCGAUCAUGAUGCAGAGAUCUUUGAUGACAACGAUUUCUAUCAACAACUUUUGAAGGAGCUCAUCGAAUCCAGAAUGGUCGAUACAGAUGACCCGAUUGCACUUGGUAUGCGAUGGGCUGCACUCAAGCAGAACAAGCAAAAGAAGAAGACGGUUGACACCAGAGCAAGUAAAGGAAGACGUCUUCGUUAUCAUGUGCACGAAAAAAUCCAAAACUUUAUGGUGCCUAUACCUGCUGGAUCAUGGCACGAUGGGAUGACAGACGAGUUGUAUGCAUCCUUGCUUGGUAGAAAGCAACGCGAUUUGAUGAAUGAGGAGGAAGCACAAGAGGAGCAAGAUGAACCAGAGAACGAGGAUCACGAGAUAGUGAACGGUGAAGCUGUUGAUGGAUUGCGAAUCUUUGGAUAAAUGACACGAUAGACUAGAUGAUAUGGGGUGAACGCUUUGACUACCUACCCUUACUGAACCUCCAUUUGUUUUUUUUAACUGUAAAACUGGAAAACCUUGUAAUUAAAUUGAUCUAACUUUCCAUAUAUCCCAAGUUGCUUACAUUGCGUACCGUAUAUCCACA
Molecule: messenger RNA, 1761 nt
Organism: Umbelopsis ramanniana AG
Lineage: Eukaryota; Fungi; Mucoromycota; Umbelopsidomycetes; Umbelopsidales; Umbelopsidaceae
Exons: 8
Coding region: 39-1598 (519 amino acids)
Biological process (GO): maturation of SSU-rRNA from tricistronic rRNA transcript (SSU-rRNA, 5.8S rRNA, LSU-rRNA)
Cellular component (GO): nucleus; nucleolus
Source: RefSeq, a predicted model, not a curated record